This is a messenger RNA of Funneliformis geosporum, 152 nucleotides long. The record is from the annotation of a GenBank genome assembly. NCBI's taxonomy places the organism in Eukaryota, Fungi, Glomeromycota, Glomeromycetes, Glomerales, Glomeraceae.
AUUUACCAAUAAAUUCUGAUAUAGAUAUAAAGGAAUCAGAAAUUGAGACUAAUAGAUCAGAAGUUGAUAAAGAAAUAAAAUUGGAAAUCGAUAUAAUAGAAUCAGAUAUUAAGAAAUUAGUAACAAGUGAAACUAAUGAUAAAAGUUUUUAG